AUGUUCAACUUUACUAAAGUUGGGCGUUGGGUGGUGAGGGAGUUGGACAGGAAAGUUGAGGUGAGGCCUGCUUGGUGGUGCAGUUUGGUGGGGCGUGGUGGGGCGAUACGUGCCACGCUGAGGCAUAGGGCAUGGCGGUUAACUUCUGUGUGCAUGGGCGUGGAGAGCAUGAGCAGGAGCAUCAAUAACCGCCCCUCUCCUUCCCCCCCUUCCCUGCUGCAGGGAUGGCAGGGCCCGACAGCAGCAGUGCAGGGGCACAUGUUCAUAGUAUUAGUAGACUUUGCCUGCUGUGGUGGCAUAGAACUAAUUCUCCUCCCUCGCCCUUGCCCUGCCCCCCCUGCUGCAGGGAUGGCAGGGCCCAACAGCAGCAGUGCAGGGCCACAUGGCCCCACAGCAUCGGUGCAGGGGCACAUGUUUAUAGUAGACUUUGGGGACGACCACAAGUUGAAGGCAUGGGACCCACAUACACAUGCCUGGACGUGGGUUGGCAAGGGGCAAGAAGGAAUGACGUGGAGAGUGGAAGGAGUGAGGAGUGAGGAGGAGGAGGAGGAGGAGGAGGAGGAGGAGGAGGAGGAGGAGGAGGAGGAGGAGGAGGAGGAGGAGGAGGGGGAUGCCGAGGAGCUAAUACAGGUGAAGGUGAUACUUGGGCCGGGAGGGGGGGACAAGGGGUCGGAGCUUGUGCUAACAAACGCGGUGCUGGGCUGCCAGGUGCUCUCCACGUGA
Molecule: messenger RNA, 723 nt
Organism: Closterium sp. Naga37s-1
Lineage: Eukaryota; Viridiplantae; Streptophyta; Zygnematophyceae; Desmidiales; Closteriaceae
Source: the annotation of a GenBank genome assembly